Toxorhynchites rutilus septentrionalis is the source of this 5317-nucleotide messenger RNA. It is a transcript of the gene MRP, whose product is annotated as multidrug resistance-associated protein 1. Gene Ontology annotation, cellular component: membrane. Gene Ontology annotation, biological process: transmembrane transport. NCBI's taxonomy places the organism in Eukaryota, Metazoa, Arthropoda, Insecta, Diptera, Culicidae. The coding region runs from base 361 to 4923 and encodes 1520 amino acids. The transcript has 14 exons. The record is from RefSeq and is a predicted model, not a curated record. Gene Ontology annotation, molecular function: ATP hydrolysis activity; ABC-type transporter activity; ATP binding.
ACUGUUUUUAUACGUGAUUUAAAACUUAUUAUGGCUUUUAUUUUUUCCCGAGAACCGGAAACCAUAGAAAUACAACACGAUUUCACAACACUUGAAAUAGUAAUGUCGAAUGCUGUCAAACAUCGGUCGUAGCUCGUGUUGAUGGUGUUGAUCGAGUAGUUUGUUCGGUUGUGUUAUGUGAAUUGGAAUCGCCGUGUCGGCAGCUGACGUCUGAUUGUUUGUACACAAAUCGGGAACCAGACUGGUGUAAGUAAGCGCACGAGAGCAAUUUUCCAAGGGCACACUUGUUGCUGUUUUCCGAAGCCGAGCCGAGCGGAACUCACCACAAGUCAUUUUGACAGCACCUAAUCGGCGACAAAAAUGGACGACCAUCCGAUGGACGAGUUUUGCGGCUCUAAAUUUUGGGAUUACAACUUGACAUGGUAUACCGACGACCCCGAUCUGACGCCUUGUUUCCAGCAGACGGUGCUGGUGUGGGCGCCAUGCGCAUUCCUGUGGCUGUUUUCCAUCAUCGAACUCUUUUACCUCAGACACAGUCGCAACCGAAACAUACCGUGGGGAACGUUAAACAUCUCGAAACUGGCAGUAAUCAGUAUGCUAGUGAUAUUAUCCUUAGUAGAUGUCAUUAAAGCAAUAUCGGCGGACGGAUCAGUUCCGCCGGUUUAUUUUUACACCCCAGUGAUAAAAAUUGCCACCUUCGCUUUCGUCGCUGUUCUUGUGUACUUGAACAAAUUGAAUGGAAUGCGAACUUCGGGUUUGCUGUUCCUAUUCUGGUUCCUGCUCAUUGUGUGCAGUAUACCACGUUUCCGUACAGAGGUUCGCUCCUAUCAGAGUCGAUUGGAGCAAGAUUCGUGGGCUAAUUAUCACUUUGUGAGCUUUAUGAUUUUCUUCGUUUGUUCAUGUGCAAUGUUCGUGCUAAACCUUUUCAUCGAUAAACCUCCCCAAACGACCAAGUAUGAAGUUACGGAUAAAGAUUGUCCUGAAUUGUCGGCAACCUUCCUUUCGCGCUUGGUGUUCGGUUGGUUCGACAAACUUGCCUGGACAGGAUUCAAGAGACCGCUGGAGAAUGAGGAUCUAUGGAAUAUGAAGCCGGAAGAUGCUUCGAAAGAAGUUUCCCCUUUGUUCAUGCAGUAUUGGAACCAAACUCUGGAGAAGACAUACAAAACGCGUGAAGUGAACGAUGUUACCAGCACAGCUAGCUUCAAAAAACAGUCCUCGAGAGUUGACUUCAAAACAACGAAAACCAAAAAGAUUGCUUCAAUCUUGCCGGCGUUGGUGAAAGCUUUCGGACCGACAUUUGCCUUCGGAUCGUUUCUGAAACUGGGACAGGAUGUUCUCACGUUCGCUUCACCACAAAUUCUUAGACUCAUCAUUACCUUCGUCGGCACGGAUGAACCAAUGUGGAAGGGCAUAUUCUAUGCGUUUCUGUUGUUCGCGGUUGCGGCCGUACAAACUCUCUUUUUGGCCCAAUACUUUAACAGAAUGUUUUUCGUUGGGUUGCGGAUUCGUACCGCACUCAUCAGCGCCAUCUACCGAAAGGCUUUGAUCAUCUCCAACAGUGCCCGGAAAACAUCAACAGUUGGGGAAAUUGUGAAUCUCAUGGCUGUCGAUGCGCAAAGAUUUAUGGACCUAACGACAUACAUCAACAUGCUGUGGAGUGCCCCGUUGCAGAUUGGAUUGGCCCUGUUUUUCCUGUGGGAAAUACUUGGUCCGUCUGUGCUGGCCGGACUAGCCGUUAUGAUCAUUUUGAUUCCUGUAAAUGGCGUGAUAGCCAAUCAAAUCAAGACCUUGCAGAUUAAGCAAAUGAAGAAUAAAGACGAACGCGUUAAGCUGAUGAAUGAAGUGCUGAGUGGCAUUAAGGUUCUGAAGCUGUACGCAUGGGAGCCAAGUUUUGAACAGCAAAUUCUCAAAAUUCGUGACAAGGAAGUGAAGGUGCUCAAAUCAGCCGCUUACCUCAACGCUGGAACAUCUUUCAUUUGGUCCUGUGCACCGUUCCUGGUAUCAUUGGUCACUUUCGCAACCUAUGUCAUGGUGGAUGAAAAUAACGUCCUGAAUGCUACCACGGCUUUUGUUUCACUAGCACUCUUCAACGUUCUUCGGUUUCCGCUCUCGAUGUUGCCUAUGCUCAUCUCUAACAUGGUGCAAACUAGCGUUUCUGUGAAACGCAUCAACAAAUUUCUCAAUCAGGAAGAGCUGGACCCUGACAACGUUCAACACGAUGAAAAACAAUCAUGUCCACUGGUGAUUGAGGACGGGGCGUUUUCAUGGGGUGGAGAUGAAACGACACUCAAAAAUAUCAACAUGAAGGUGGCAAAGAACGAUCUGGUUGCCAUCGUGGGCACGGUUGGUUCUGGAAAAAGCUCACUUCUAUCGGCAUUUUUGGGCGAAAUGGACAAAGUCUCGGGACGUGUGAAUACGGUGGGAAAAAUCGCCUAUGUUAGCCAGCAGGCUUGGAUCCAGAAUGCCACACUGCAGGACAAUAUUAUUUUUGGUAAACCACUGGACAUCAAACUGUACAACAAGGUAAUAUCGGCGUGUGCAUUGAAACCGGACAUCGAGAUGUUGCCUGGCGGAGAUCAGACCGAAAUUGGAGAGAAGGGUAUCAAUUUGUCCGGUGGACAGAAGCAGCGCGUGUCGUUGGCUCGGGCCGUGUACAACGAUGCGGAUAUCUAUUUUCUGGACGAUCCCCUGAGUGCGGUAGAUUCCCACGUUGGUAAACAUAUAUUCGAGCAAGUUAUCGGACCGAAUGGACUACUCGCGAAGAAGACGCGUGUGCUGGUUACGCACGGUAUAACGUAUCUGUCGCACUGUAACAACAUCUUCGUUAUGAAGGACGGCGAAAUUUCCGAAUCAGGCUCGUAUCAGCAGCUGAUGGACAAGAAGGGUGCCUUUGCGGAGUUUUUGAUUCAGCACUUGCAGGAAGUCAACGAAGAAGAAGAAGACAUUGAUGAGAUUAAAGCACAGCUCGAAUCGGGUGUUAGCAAUGUGGAGCUCAAGCACAAAUUAGAACGAGUAAUCAGCAAGCGAUCGAGAAGUGGCAGUUCGUCCGAUUCAGGUAAUGAGCUCUCGAGACAAGCGUCGGAAAUCGGCGGUAGCAAUUCGAGUUUGCGACGAAGGACUCCGGAAAAGAAGGCCCCAGAAGAAGAACAGAAGAACAAGUUGAUUGAACAGGAAAAAUCCGAAACAGGAAGUGUCAAAUGGGAGGUGUAUAAGCAUUAUUUGGCCAGUAUAGGACUUACUCUCUCUGUGGCAACAGUGAUUCUGAAUUUGAUUUUCCAAGGAUUCUCAAUCGGAUCCAACCUGUGGCUCUCGAAAUGGUCAACCGAUCAAGCAGCGGAAAAUGACACCAGUGUUCGAGAUAUGUAUCUCGGAGUGUACGGUGCCUUCGGAGCUGGCCAAGUGUUUUCUGUGCUACUGUCCACGCUGGCGCUGUAUGUCGGAGCACUUGGCGCGUCCCGUAUCCUGCACAAACAGUUGCUAGAAAAUGUGCUGCGCGCACCGCUUACAUCGUUCUUCGACGUAACCCCACUCGGACGGGUGCUGAAUCGUUUCAGCAAGGAUGUCGACACUACCGAUACCGAUCUGCCGGCAACGCUCCGCGCUUGGAGUGCCUGCUUCUUCGGGGUGGUUGCCACCUUAGUUGUGAUAACUAUCUCGACCCCGAUCUUCGGUCUCGUCAUUGUGCCGAUUGGCAUAUUGUACUAUACCGUGCAACGGUUCUAUGUGGCGACUUCACGACAACUUAAACGGUUGGAGUCGGUCUCCCGGUCGCCUAUAUACUCGCAUUUUGGAGAAUCGCUUCAGGGUGCCCAAACAAUCCGGGCAUACAAUCUACAGGACAGAUUCAUCGGCGAAUCGGAAGCCAGGGUAGACUUCAACCAGGUGUGCUACUUCCCGAGUAUCAUUGCCAAUCGUUGGCUCGCAGUAAGGCUGGAGAUGGUGGGCAACUUGAUUAUCUUAUUUUCGGCUUUAUUCGCUGUCUUGGGUCGUGAGACUAUGAAUCCCGGCUUAGUUGGAUUGUCCGUCUCGUAUGCGCUUCAGAUUACCCAGACCCUCAACUGGUUAGUGCGCAUGACUUCGGAUGUGGAGACCAACAUUGUUGCGGUGGAGCGUAUCAAGGAGUACGGAGAAACAAAGCAGGAGGCUGCCUGGGAGAUUCCGAAUAGCAAGCUUCCCAAGGAUUGGCCGGAGCUAGGUCGCGUUGAGUUCCAAAAUUUCCAGGUGCGUUACCGUGAGGGGCUCGAUUUGGUCCUGAAAGGUAUAACUUUUGCGGUGGAAGGAGGCGAAAAAGUUGGCAUCGUUGGUCGCACCGGCGCUGGCAAAUCCAGCCUUACGCUGGCCUUGUUCCGUAUCAUUGAGUCGGCUGGUGGAAAGAUCAUCAUUGAUGGACACGAUAUCUCCCAGCUUGGACUACAUGCGUUGAGAUCACGACUGACAAUAAUUCCGCAGGAUCCAGUUCUGUUCUCGGGAACAUUGAGAAUAAAUUUGGAUCCGUUUGAGGCGCACUCGGAUGAGGACAUAUGGAAAGCUUUGGAACACGCACAUCUUAAAGCUUUUGUGAAAGGUCUAACAGCGGGAAUAAAUCAUGAGGUAACCGAGGGCGGUGAAAACUUAUCCGUGGGACAGCGUCAAUUAAUUUGCCUCGCAAGAGCCCUAUUACGAAAAACCAAGGUACUUAUUUUAGACGAAGCCACCGCUGCUGUUGAUUUGGAGACCGAUGAUCUCAUUCAGAAAACAAUUCGCACUGAGUUCAACGAUUGCACUGUCCUAACCAUAGCGCAUCGUCUCAACACUAUCAUGGACUCGGACAAGGUGAUUGUUCUGGACAAAGGACAAAUACAGGAAUACGAUGCACCCGAAGAGUUGCUGCAGAACAAAUCCUCUGCUUUCUACAGCAUGGCCAAGGAUGCUGGUCUAGUGUAAUUAUUUAGUUUGCUUUCGUUUGUUUGUAGCUCAUCUGCUAGGAUUAAUGUUUCAUUAUAUGUUUAUAAUGAUGUUUUGUUAAUGAUACUUAUUUGAAUCUUCUACACAUUACAUUCGUACAUGUGCUCCUAGCACACAAUUGUUCAACUGGCAACGGAUGUACAUUGAAACAUUGUACUUAUGCACAGUAUUUAUGUACUUAUGUUCACCGAAGCGAAAGAUCAAGUUAUAGGAACGACAUUUCAUUUGUAUACUUAAUACCUAAUGCUACUUAAUUUACAUUCAUCUCAAAAUUAUACUCAAUAAGUAUCUCAAGCCAAACCAGCACUCAACAAAAACAACACGCAUAUACCCAUAGUUGGCAGUAAUAAAGAUGUGUUCAGGAACGCUUGAA